CAAACAAGCAAUAUAUUCAACAACUUUAAUCUUUUCAUACAUCUUCAGAGCUUCAAAAGAAUUCAAACUUUCAGAAGAAAAAAAAAUAUAGAAAUGGCUUUGGUGAGAAGUCUAUUGGGUGCGAAGAAGAUUCUUGGCCUCUCCGUGGCAGCAGCUUCUACGAACAAAAGAUCAGCCUCUGCGGUGCCAAAAGGGUUUCUUGCAGUGUACGUAGGAGAGAGCCAGAAGAAGAGAUAUGUAGUGCCAGUCUCAUACUUGAGCCAGCCUUCAUUUCAAGCUCUGCUCAGUAAAUCCGAGGAAGAGUUUGGCUUCCAAUAUCCAAUGGGUUGCUUAACGAUCCUUUGUCCUGAAGAUACUUUCAUCAAUGUGACUUCUCGGCUUCAAUGAUGAUUUUCCCAACAUUUUCUUCUUCGAAUUAGAGAUAGAUUUAUUCAUUGUAAAUAGAUGAAUUUUUACUCUUUCUUCUUGAAAGAGUUUUUCGAAAAGGUUAAGAAUUGAACUUCG
Eutrema salsugineum is the source of this 504-nucleotide messenger RNA. RefSeq names its product auxin-responsive protein SAUR21. The record is from RefSeq and is a predicted model, not a curated record. Bases 94 to 387 code for a protein of 97 amino acids. Gene Ontology annotation, biological process: response to auxin. The transcript has a single exon. Lineage: Eukaryota; Viridiplantae; Streptophyta; Magnoliopsida; Brassicales; Brassicaceae.